Phlebotomus argentipes is the source of this 595-nucleotide messenger RNA. RefSeq lists its product as uncharacterized. NCBI's taxonomy places the organism in Eukaryota, Metazoa, Arthropoda, Insecta, Diptera, Psychodidae. The coding region runs from base 161 to 421 and encodes 86 amino acids. The record is from RefSeq and is a predicted model, not a curated record. Gene Ontology annotation, biological process: 2-oxoglutarate metabolic process. The transcript has 2 exons.
UUGUCACUUUUCUCUCCCUGACAUCUCCGGAACUUUCUCUCCCCUGGACGGGGAAAAGAGCAUUUUUAGUGGUGAUAAUAGUGAAAAUUGCACAUAUUCUCACUGUGAAGUGAUAGCAGAGCCUCCAGACGCCACGUUGCAGCUAAACCACGCGUGCAAGAUGGUUUACGCGAGUGUUGUGCGAAGUGCAAUUCCAAAGAGGAUUCCCACCAUCAGGUUCCGCAAGGGUGGCGACAGUGGCAUGUCGUCGGCCUCUGAUGGCUUCCUGGCGGCCGCCGUGGCCACGGGGCGGGGCCCCAGUGGCGGCUCGAACACACCCUCGCGGCCCACAAUUGAGGAUUGGCAGCUGCCCAGGCGGUACUGGCGCAAGGAGCUGGAUGACAAGGAGAUAGACUACAUCAACCGAGGUGGUCCUGAGUAGUGAGAUAGCCACAGAGGAGAGAGUCUCACGAUUCCCUUCCGGAAGCGCGCCGUUGGGGAUGAUCUAGUCCAGGACACGCGAAGACAGCCUGAGAAUCUUGAGCAAUGCCUCGUUGUUGAAAUUAUGCCCCCAUUAUGAGUGUAAAUAAUAAAAGAAAAUUGUAUUGCGAAAAUA